Messenger RNA from Corythoichthys intestinalis (scribbled pipefish), 1499 nucleotides. Its product is annotated as retinol dehydrogenase 7-like. Gene Ontology annotation, biological process: retinol metabolic process; steroid metabolic process. Lineage: Eukaryota; Metazoa; Chordata; Actinopteri; Syngnathiformes; Syngnathidae. Gene Ontology annotation, cellular component: intracellular membrane-bounded organelle. Gene Ontology annotation, molecular function: all-trans-retinol dehydrogenase (NAD+) activity. The record is from RefSeq and is a predicted model, not a curated record. Bases 329 to 1288 code for a protein of 319 amino acids. The transcript has 4 exons.
AGCCUGUUGUUCUCGAUUGUAUUUUUAUUUUGAAUUGCCUUUCAAGAUGACAUAUCUGUUCUAUGUGUUAGAUUUUAUCAAGUAAAAAAAUUCCCCCAAAAAUGUGACUUAUACUCAGGUGCGACUUAUAGUCUGAAAAAUAUGGUAAUCAUUAGAUAGUCUUAAUGCAUUAUAUCAGACUGAGACUGGUGCUUUAAAAAAAACAACGCAGUGCCUUUUUGCCCUUCUUAGUCAAAUAUUUACCAGUAAUAUACGGUCACUUAGUCUCUUUGACUUCACAGACACUGGGACAACGAUUAUUUCCACUCUCAUUUGCUCCUCUAGAGAGAUGUUCCUGUACAUCCUGGGACUGCUGGCCGUGUGGUUUGUCUACAGGUGGUUCAAGGAGUCCAAACGUGUGGAAGACAAAGGAAGCAAACAUGUCUACAUCACCGGCUGCGAUAGCGGCUUCGGGCAUCUCCUGGCCAAGCAUUUGGAUAAGCUAGGCUUCUGCGUGAUUGCCGGCUGUUACACUGAGAAGGGAGAAGAUGAGCUCAAAAAAGCCUGUUCUGACAGAGUGACCACUCUUCACGUGGACGUCACCGACUCGGCCAGCGUCAGACGGGCCGCAGCGCUCAUCGAUACUCAUGUGGGGCAAAAAGGUCUUUGGGCCGUCGUGAAUAACGCGGGCGCGGCCGUGCCAUCGGGCCCCACAGACUGGCUCACUAUUGAGGACUAUAAGGGUAUGCUGGCCGUCAAUCUGGUAGGCGUGAUAGACGUCACCCUCAGCGUCCUCCCGCUAAUCAAGAAGGCCCGAGGCAGGGUGGUGAAUGUGGCCAGCGUGUUCGGGCGAAUCAGUCCCUUCGGGGGCCCGUACUGCAUUUCUAAAUACGGUGUGGAGGCAUUCAAUGACAGCCUACGUUUGAACAUGGCGCCGUUUGGAGUCAAGGUGUUGUGCAUCGAGCCCGGCUUUUUCAAAACUAAUGUGACCAACGUCAAGCUGUUGGAAAAUAACCUGACGAAGCUUUGGGAUCGAUUGUCUCAGGAUGUGAAAGACGACUACGGAGCAGACUUUUUGGAGCGAGCAUUUGAUUUGAUGAGCAAAAGAUUUAAAGUGCUGACGGACAGCGACCUGAUGAAGGUGGUGGGCUGCAUGGAGCACGCUAUCGCCGCUGUGCACCCCCGCACUCGUUACUCUCCCGGCUGGGACGCCAAGUUCGUCUGGCUGCCUCUGUCCUACAUGCCCACCUUCAUCACUGACGGCUUGUUCCUUAAAUCCAGCCCCAAGAUUAAAGCGUCCGUGUUGUAAGAUCCAUGGCGGAUCCAGGAGCUAACUCUGACUUUGGCAUUUUGACUGAAUUUACUGUAUAUCCAUAUCAUUGCAUGGUUCCUUUUUAAAUUUCAAGUUCAUAUGUUGUUAGAAAAAGAGAUACCUGUUAUCCAAACAGGGGUGUGUCCAUUUUUUUAUAUCCACAGUAUGUACCAUGCCCAAGUAUACCAGCAUUUACAUUUCAAAAUAA